This is a messenger RNA of Mucor mucedo, 879 nucleotides long. RefSeq lists its product as uncharacterized. The record is from RefSeq and is a predicted model, not a curated record. NCBI's taxonomy places the organism in Eukaryota, Fungi, Mucoromycota, Mucoromycetes, Mucorales, Mucoraceae. The transcript has a single exon. The annotation marks the transcript as partial.
CAAAGAUCAUAUAUCAUCCUCUCAUUUAAAAAUUAGCUGUUCAACUGAUAGAAAUUGUGCUGAAACCGCAAAGACAAGGCGUAUCUCUAAAUAGCCGUUGUAUUCGGGAGUCUGUCAGAACCAGAAUUUUUAAGUUCAGGCACAGACCAAAACAAAAAAUAAGAAAAAAAGUUUUAUUUUCUUUAUCCCCCUUUUUAGUACAGUCGAAAUGUUGAGGCAUUGCCGACAUAAACUUGCUUUCUCAAAAUCAUGUUGGUAUACGUCUGCCUUAAAAAACCUCAUGUCUAGUAAAGAAGUACAACAGAAACCAUGGAAACACCAGUAUCGUUCAAACUCAAACGCGGCCUCUUCCUUGCAGACAAUUUCUACUGACGAAAUUCAAACCACUUUUGUGGAACCGUCCCCAUUGCUUCCUAUUACACCAUUGCAAACGACACAGAAUGAAUGUAAGCCAGAAGUUGGAAAAGUAGUCAUGCUGGAGAAAUUCCGUCGUUGUUCUGUUAAUAGGUCUUAUGACGGACACCGUUGUGAACGACUUGUUAAAACAGACCCCACACUCCCCCUUACAGAUCAAGUGCGUUGCUAUAAUCAUGACAUGUCGAAAAGCAAACAAGCCAAAAAAGCCGCUCAACUGAAAGCCGUCCAACUUAAAGCCGUAAAAAAAAUAGCCAAUCAACAAAACUCCAGCAGGAAUCGAGCGUCUGAAGAAAUAAUCAAAGCUCUUAUACAACAAUACAGUCCUUCCAUACUGGGCAGAAAAAAAAUUAUACCACCCAAAAAGCUUUAUGAUUGCUGGGACUGUAAAUAUAUAUUUUUCUUUAAAAAAAAGGGAUCAUUCGUUAUAGCAGUUGACAGUUUUUUUUUUUUUUUUUUUUUUUU